UCCGCGACUUGGAGGGAACUGGUAGAUACAUAUUCUAAGCUCUGGCCUAUUCUUCACAGUUCAUUGGCGGAUUGACCAAAUUUAGGAAAAAUAACAAAAUGCCAAGUGAUAAGCCCGUGUUCAUAAGUGAAGAUGAGCUGAAGUCGCUCACCGAUUGGAAGGAGAUUUUGUACGUUCUCGAGCAAGCGUUUAUAUCAGCGUCGAACGAUGAUGGCAAAGAUAAGGCCACGACGACGACGACGGCAUCCGAUCAACCGUACAGCUCUCAGCCGGCACGCUCCUUCGUGGGGGCAGGUGAAGGAGUCCUCCUGUGCAUGCCCGGUUUCAUGGGUAAUCACACGAUUUUCAAGAAUGACUCCAAUCGAGUGUCCACCUUGGCUUGCAAGCUGAUUACCAGCUUCGGAGAUAAUCCGAAACGCGUUCCACCCCUGCCGGACAUAAAUGGCAACAUAUUCCUGUUCGAUGAGGUGACCGGAAAAUUGCGAGCUACACUGGAAGCAAACUACCUGACCGGGUUGAGGACGGCCGCAGCUUCGAUUGUGGCCACCGAGCAAGUUUUUAUGCCGAGAGUUACUGACGCAGAUUCUAAAAACUUGGUACUUGGAAUCAUUGGAACUGGAACUCAGGGCGAAUUUCACGCUAUUGGAUUCAUGAAAACGCACAAAUUUGCUAACAUAAAGCUAUGGAAUAGAACCAAAUCCCGGGCCGAACAGCUGAAAGACAAGUUGAUCCAAUUAGCUCCAGAAAGUGUUAAUCCCAAUGUAGCCGUAACGGUCCACGACUCCGUUGAAGAUUGCUUGAGGAAUUGUGACAUAAUUGUAACGGCUACAAGUUCGAGCGUUCCUCUCGUAUUCAAACGUUUUCUCAAGGAAAAUGUACACAUUAAUGCACUGGGAGCAGGUAGAACGCAUCAUGCCGAGCUUGCGCAGGACAUCUACGACGAGAGCCAAGUGUUUAUAGACUAUCAGAGUGGAGCGAAAAAGGAGCUGGCUGGAUUGAAGUCAACCAUCGUUGGGGAAAUUGGUGAAGUUUUGUUAAAUAGGAAAUCUAUUCCAUCGAGCGGAAUAACCGUGUUCCAAUCGAUUGGAAUGGCCGUUGAAGAUGUGGCCAUUGGAAGAUUGUUCCAUACGAAAUUCCAACAUAGCAACAAUCACUAAAAUGUGAUGACGGAAAAGAAAUUGUGGAUAAAUUGGACAGCAUUUUUGGCUUCUAGCAGUGGGGAUGCCAAAAAAUAAAAAUAACGAUUA
Uranotaenia lowii is the source of this 1247-nucleotide messenger RNA. RefSeq names its product ketimine reductase mu-crystallin. The coding region runs from base 99 to 1157 and encodes 352 amino acids. NCBI's taxonomy places the organism in Eukaryota, Metazoa, Arthropoda, Insecta, Diptera, Culicidae. Gene Ontology annotation, cellular component: cytoplasm. Gene Ontology annotation, molecular function: hormone binding. The record is from RefSeq and is a predicted model, not a curated record. The transcript has 5 exons.